UUGAACGAUAAGGUUUCAGAGUACAAAGUUAAAGUCAAGGAUGGAGCUAAAGAUCUAGACGAAACUAUUAAAAUCGACACCAAAAAGGGAACAGAAACUUUCCACAUCCCCAGUAAUGGCGACACCAGUCCCGAUGCCCCAGGAGAGGUCGAUGUUGUUUAUGAUUUCAAACAGGUGAGGAAAUUGAAAUUUGGCAUGGCUUAUGUUAAAAACAGCCUUAUUUUCGUUUCUUUUACAUUUUCUUUCCCAUUUCCUUCCUUCCUUCCUUCCUUUUUCUUUCCUUCGAUUUUUCCUUCCCUUUCUUCUUUACAGAAUGACGGCAACUUUAACUGCUCUCUCUCUCUCUAUCUUUCUCUCUAUCUCUCUGAUUUUGCCCAUUAGUCUUGUGUAAGCCAUACACCCCUUACACUAAGUUAUCUUUUUAAAAACUAUUUUUCAAGUACAUAUGUACGCAACUUUUGUCAUUUUUGUCUUUUUGCAUAGAACAUGGCCAUGCACCGAAUGUCCAAUCAGAAAGCUUGUUUUCUAAGUGACUCCACUGACAAUCUACCAAAGCCUGCUGACCUCAAGAGAUUACUUGAAACGGUAAUUACAUUUUCAAGAAAAGAUUGUUUACUACAUCUAGGCUUCAAGUUAAGCCGAGUAUUUGAAUGAUCAAUACUACCAGUUUUUAAAUUUAUUUUCUAAAGUCAGUGACAUAUAGUUAAACUGCACUAUAUACUAUAUUUUUUAGCUAUCAUCUACAUCUAGUAAUAUUGGGAAGAGCUAUUACAUUUUGAUGGCAUUGAUUCUGGCCGCAAUAUUAAGCCUGACCAUGCAUGUUCAACUGGUGUGGAAACUGAUUAGUUUUCAAUUGUGUGAGGGCUAAAUUGUGUAGUAUUUCACCUUUCUUUAGCAUUUGAUUCUGUUUUGUAAAAUUUUUCACAAAUAAUAAUUUUAAAUGGUGAGCGAGAACCAACUUCUAUGUAAUUGGCGACUAUUCAUAGUAAGAUUUAGACCCGCACUUUUACGGCAAAUUGGAAAAGUCAGAUUUAAGUUCACAUUUCUAAUUUGGAAAUAGACAGAUCAAAACUACUUAAUUCAGUAAUUCUUAAGGAUAAACUUGACAUGAAAGUAAUUAUUUUUGCGCAGAUAUGAUUAACAGAAAUCGAAAACGUCAAGUUAAGGGAAAACUUCAGUUGGUCACGACGGUACAAAUGUGCUGUUAAAUUAAUUUCUCUUUGGUCUCUAUUUUAUUUACACACGUAAAAUAUACGAGGGAAACCACAUAGAAAUUACACGGCAAUGGAAAUCACCCCGUAGGAACAGACAAAGAUGGAGACUUGCCAAUGAAGAAAAGGGUUCCUUAUGCAGAAUGAACUCAUAGUCCCAUAUAAUGAAUUUAUUUAUUUGCGGUCACAGUAUUUUCCCAACUUAAUCAGUCGUAAGCAUAUUUGCUAUUUUCCCUUCAGCAAUGGAAUCAGGGUAGCAGCCGGGCAGAGACACAAGGGGAGACUGAAUAUUCUGUUGUUGGUACUGUCAAUGACCGCUCGUUCCUGAGUGAUGAAAUGGCCGCCAUGUGUGCUAAGUUGCCCAUUUAUCGUAUCAAGCAGAAUAGCCUCCCGGCCCAGCGUAAGUAA
Molecule: messenger RNA, 1619 nt
Organism: Porites evermanni
Lineage: Eukaryota; Metazoa; Cnidaria; Anthozoa; Scleractinia; Poritidae
Source: the annotation of a GenBank genome assembly